This is a messenger RNA of Octodon degus (degu), 963 nucleotides long. It is a transcript of the gene Rnf187, whose product is annotated as ring finger protein 187. NCBI's taxonomy places the organism in Eukaryota, Metazoa, Chordata, Mammalia, Rodentia, Octodontidae. Bases 1 to 963 code for a protein of 320 amino acids. The record is from RefSeq and is a predicted model, not a curated record. Gene Ontology annotation, molecular function: metal ion binding. The transcript has 6 exons.
AUGAAGGAUCACAACUCAGAACACACCUCUGCCAGGACCCGUCUCCGAGCGCUCGGCCUCCAAGACCCGCCCCGCGUGUCUCUGGCGUCGCUUCCGCUGCAGCUCUCCAUCCCAGUCUCGCUCUGGUUUUGCGGCCACAGCCUGCUGCCCCUCACCCCUGCCUUCGCGCCUUUGCGCCCUCGCGGCGCCGCAGCCACAGCCCUGGCGCUCCCCGCUGGCCUUGCGGAGGCCGCCUGCGCUCUGUGCCAGCGCGCGCCCCGGGAGCCCGUGCUCGCCGACUGCGGCCACCGCUUCUGCCGGGCGUGCGUGGUGCGCUUUUGGGCGGAGGAGGACGGGCCCUUCCCUUGCCCCGAGUGCACUGAGGACUGCUGGCAGCGCGCGGUAGAGUCCAGCCGUCCACCGCUCAGCCGCCGCCUGCUGGCGUUGGAGGAAGCGGCCUCGGGACCCUCUCGCGAUGGCCCGGCUAGCGAGGCAGCUCUGCAGCUGUUGUGUCGCGCCGACGGUGACCCGCUGUGUGCCGCGUGUCGAAUGGCCGCUGGCCCCGCGCCGCCAGAGUGGGAGCCGCGCUGGAGGAGAGCGCUGCGCGGCAAGGAAAACAAGGGAUCUGUUGAAAUCAUGAGAAAGGAUUUGAAUGAUGCUCGGGAUCUACAUGGCCAGGCGGAGUCUGCUGCUGCUGUUUGGAAGGGACAUGUGAUGGACCGCAGGAAGAAGGCCCUGACUGACUACAGGAAGCUUCGGGCCUUCUUUGCAGAGGAAGAAGAGCGCUUUCUGCAAGAGGCUGGGAAGGAAGAAGGUGUCCUGGAGGAUGAGCCCACUGACCCAGCUGAGCGGUUCCAGUCUCUGCUGCAGGCCGUGUUGGAGCUGGAGAAGAAGCAUCGCAGUCUGGGCCUAAGCAUGCUGCUACAGGGUCUUGCUACGUGGUUCAGGCUAGCCUCCAAUGCUGGCUGUGGGGCACCCACCUGA